Molecule: messenger RNA, 1892 nt
Organism: Rhododendron vialii
Lineage: Eukaryota; Viridiplantae; Streptophyta; Magnoliopsida; Ericales; Ericaceae
Product: guanosine nucleotide diphosphate dissociation inhibitor 2
Exons: 13
Coding region: 294-1628 (444 amino acids)
Biological process (GO): protein transport; small GTPase-mediated signal transduction; vesicle-mediated transport
Cellular component (GO): cytoplasm
Molecular function (GO): Rab GDP-dissociation inhibitor activity
Source: RefSeq, a predicted model, not a curated record
CUCUGCAACCAAACAAUAGGAGCGAAAAUUCUUAAUUUUCCUUUCUUUUCCCUGGUUCCAAACAGAGCCUUAAUUAGCUCAAACAAAGCAAAAGCAAUUCAGAUCGAGCAUCUCAAAGACUUGCUCACUCCUCUCUCUCUCUCGCUUUUCCUCCGUUGAAUCUAUAUAUAUACCUUGUCCAUACGUACGUAUAUCGACGAAUACCAUCAAACCCUAGCUUUCUCCAAUUCUUUGAAUCCGUUUACAUCUCUGUCAUUUUAUCUUUACCCGAGACUUGAGUUGCCGAUCCAACCAUGGAUGAAGAGUACGACGUGAUUGUGCUUGGGACCGGCCUCAAAGAAUGCAUCCUCAGCGGUCUUCUUUCCGUUGAUGGCCUUAAGGUUCUGCACAUGGAUAGGAACGACUAUUAUGGAGGAGAGUCAACUUCACUUAACCUUAUUCAGCUCUGGAAGAGGUUUAGAGGAAGUGAUAAGCCUCCAGCUCAUUUGGGUUCGAGUAGGGAUUACAAUGUGGAUAUGGUCCCAAAGUUUAUGAUGGCAAAUGGUACUCUUGUACGAGUACUCAUUCACACCGAUGUUACCAAAUAUUUGUACUUCAAAGCUGUAGAUGGGAGCUUCGUCUAUAACAAAGGAAAGGUUCACAAGGUGCCGGCAACUGAUAUGGAGGCCCUCAAAUCUCCUCUUAUGGGCAUUUUUGAAAAGCGCCGGGCUCGCAAGUUCUUCAUUUAUGUACAAGAUUAUGAUGAAACUGAUCCCAAAACACACGAGGGGAUGGACCUGGCUAGAGUGACAACUAGAGAGCUUAUUGCGAAAUAUGGUCUUGAUGAUAACACUGUGGACUUUAUUGGUCAUGCUUUGGCACUUCACAGAGAUGAUCGCUACUUAGACGAGCCUGCUUUGGAUACUGUGAAGAGAAUGAAGCUUUAUUCCGAGUCUCUUGCUCGUUUCCAAGGAGGAUCUCCUUACAUUUACCCUUUGUACGGGCUAGGGGAGCUCCCUCAGGCAUUUGCUCGGUUAAGUGCUGUUUAUGGUGGGACAUACAUGUUGAAUAAACCUGAAUGCAAGGUAGAGUUCAAUGAAGAAGGCCAGGUUAUUGGUGUCACAUCAGAAGGAGAAACUGCUAGGUGCAAGAAAGUUGUAUGCGAUCCUUCCUACUUACCCAAUAAGGUUAGGAAAGUUGGCAGGGUUGCAAGGGCAAUUGCCAUUAUGAACCACCCAAUCCCGAACACCAAUGAUUGUCAUUCAGUGCAGGUUAUUCUACCACAGAAGCAGUUGGGUCGCAAAUCAGAUAUGUAUCUUUUUUGUUGUUCUUAUUCUCACAAUGUUGCCCCAAAGGGAAAAUUCAUUGCAUUUGUAUCGACGGAGGCGGAGACCGAUCAGCCCGAGAUUGAACUGAAACCAGGAAUUGAUCUGUUGGGACCUGUGGAAGAGUUGUUCUUUGAUAUUUAUGACAGAUCUGAGCCAGUCAAUGAACCUUCUCUCGACAACUGUUUUAUAUCAGCGAGUUAUGAUGCCACAACUCACUUUGAGUCGACUGUCAUGGAUGUGCUCAACAUGUAUACCAUGAUUACUGGAAAGGCUGUUGACCUCAGCGUGGAUCUAAGUGCUGCUAGUGCUGCAGAAGAAUGAGAACUAUUUUUAGUUUGUGCAUGUGCGCAUCUACCUCCUUGUGCUUUGUUCUUGAGAGGGGUCAUAUGCUUAUGCUUUGGUUGGGACUUUUUAGUGAAAGUUGGCUCGGGUUUGAUUACGUUUUGUGUCUAAUAAUGUACUUGUUUCGUGCUUGUGGGAACCUUGUGUGUAAAAUUUAGAACUUCAUCUUUGUGCAAUGCGGAUCUCGUAACUGGACUGCAAAGCUGACUAUUUCUACUCGUUCCAACUGAGAUAUUUCAGCCA